AUGGCGAAAGCCGUGGUCGGAGAAGAAACGCGACUCAAAUUGGCGGAGGAUCGUCUCAGCCAAUCCGCAGUGGGUCUUCUAAUCGGCAAGUUCAGCUCCGCUGUGGGCCGCGCUUUCCUCUUCGAUUUGGUUCCCACCCCGCACAACGACUCCGGUGAGCCCGCCUGUUCCCUCCCCGAGCCCGACAAGAAGAAGGGGCCGAAACCCAAAUCCAAAUCCGAGCCGGCCGAUUCCUCUUCCUUGUUCAUCGACAAGGACUGGGUCGCCGAACAUGCACGCCAGGUUUCUAGAAUGCUCGUCGGUGGCAUGAAGGUGGUGGGCCUAUACGCUUGGGUCAGCGAUACCGCGUUCAAGAAUUCCACCAUAAUGCUUUGCCAGACAGUGAAGGUUGUUGCUGACGCAGCACCGGUUGUGGCGGGUGAUUGGGAUGAGAGACUGCUUCUUCACAUUUGUUAUAGUCCGAGAAGGUGGAACUGUAGAAACUGUUCAUUGUCUUCGAAUAUCACAUCAAGUAGUUUGCGGCCUUGUGAUUUUAAAACGGGGAAGAUCUUAACUUCCCUACAGACGUACAAGUGCAUGUACAACUUCAACCUGAGGUUACCCAUACUACGUGACAGUGCAUCGAAGUUCCAGACAUUGAGUGAUACUCUUCGUCAUGUGAUAUCUGUUCAUGCCAAAGAGCUUUCCGGUGCAAAGGCCUUGAUUGACGGUAAAUUGGUUGUUGAGAGUGAGUCAUAUUCAUCGGAUGGUGUGCAUGAAGUCGAAUUGCUUCUACCAUUUCUUAACAAUAGUUCUAUUGAAGCAUGCAGCCAAGGAGAUGUUGUUGGUCUUCUUUCAUUUAGUGGCUUGAUAUGUUCUUUUGCAUAUCUGAAUUCAAAAGAGCCAAUUUCACAAGCCGUCACUGAUAUAAAGGGAGAUAUUAUCAAGAGUCUGCAAAGUAGAUUGGAUAUAAUCUGUGAUGAGGUAGAUGUUGACUCUGGUAACAAUCAUGAUGUUGGAAGCCAAGCAAGCAAUGAAAUAUCAGUUGAAAAGCCUGUUCCCCAACUAGUGUUGCGCAUAUUGAGGGUUAUUCUAAAGCGGCAAUCCAGUGCAUGGGGUUUCUGCCUAGUGAGAAAAGGAUGUAGUCUUCCAUUUCCUAAAAGAGUCUUUGCACCAUGGUUAGCAGGGGUGUAUGUGUGUGAUUAUUUGCAGCCUUCUGAAACUGUCGAGGUUUUCAAAGAUCAUUGCAUGGAGUUAUUAUCCAUGAAAGCUCCAACUGAUGUCUCUACAAUUUUGGAGCCAGAAAAAGAAGUGCUAUCUCUCAAAACUAAAUCUUUCUGGGAUGUGGCAGUGCCCUCCAAUUCAGAACUUCGUCUCAUGGAAGACAAGAGCAAACGUGAUGGCGGAGGUAAGAGUUCAAGUAGUAAAACUGUGAAGCCUGGUCACAUUAACGUUGUCGCUGCUGCUCUUAUUCUUCUAUUGUCUGUGUUAGUUGGUUUUGUGCUAUUCUUUCUGAAGGGUUGA
Molecule: messenger RNA, 1503 nt
Organism: Sphenostylis stenocarpa
Lineage: Eukaryota; Viridiplantae; Streptophyta; Magnoliopsida; Fabales; Fabaceae
Source: the annotation of a GenBank genome assembly